UGAAAUAUAAGAGCAUUGUUCUGUUAUCUGUUGUCUGCAGCGGACGACUGCGCGUCGCGAUUUUAAAAAUAAAUUAUUCAAUUGCUAAGUUAGUAUGAGUGAGGAUCCAUUAGUUUAUUUGACAAUUGAAAGGUGGGGAGAGUUAAAAGCUGUUUUUAAAUCUGACUGGCCGCGGAGUGUAUCAGGUUUUACUAUUCUCGAAAACAUGGAAUACAUUUUAAAACAAGGUAUUGAUUAUGGAUUCAAAGUGUACUGUCCUUACGGAGAACCAUCAAACGGAAUGGUCGCUUUUAAUCUCAAGAAAACAUUCUAUGAAAUCGUAAUACAGACACCAAAAGAUGAUACAAGCAAUCUGCAAGAGGCACUGAAGACAAGCAAAUUGAUAGAUUGGACUAGACAAAUUGAAGUGCCCUUUGCACCCAAACAUGUAAUGGACUGCGUCAGAAGAGUUAAUUUGGAGAAAAAUAUGAAAACCGUCAUUACGAGGACAGAAACAUUUAUUUUAGACAAAGAUAUGCCAUUAUUUAAGGAUAUUAGGUUACCAGAUGGAUUUAAGUUUAAACCACUGACACUUGAAUACGUGGAUUUAGUUGAUUCGACUUGGCCGCAUAGAUAUGACAGCUCCGACUGGUAUUUUGAUCUUCUAACCCGAGCUAACUUAGGAUACGGAUUAUUCAAACAAAAUGAUUUAAUUGCAUGGGUUUUCAUCAAAGAAAUGGGAGCUCUUGGACACUUGUACACAUUAGAGGAGCAUAGACAAAAAGGAUAUGGCGAAUUAGUUUUAAAAUUAAUAUCAAAUAUCUUGUUGAAACAAAAGAGACAUGUCGUCGCAUUCUGUGUAGAAGGAAAUAAAAUUGCUUAUAAAUUAUAUAAGAAAUUAGGAUUUGAACGUACUGAUGAAAUUGAAUGGUGCGCAAUGACUCCUUCGUAA
Papilio machaon (common yellow swallowtail) is the source of this 931-nucleotide messenger RNA. RefSeq lists its product as uncharacterized. Gene Ontology annotation, molecular function: glycine N-acyltransferase activity. Lineage: Eukaryota; Metazoa; Arthropoda; Insecta; Lepidoptera; Papilionidae. Bases 95 to 931 code for a protein of 278 amino acids. The record is from RefSeq and is a predicted model, not a curated record. The transcript has 3 exons. Gene Ontology annotation, cellular component: mitochondrion.